Molecule: messenger RNA, 2357 nt
Organism: Equus quagga
Lineage: Eukaryota; Metazoa; Chordata; Mammalia; Perissodactyla; Equidae
Gene: SH2B2
Product: SH2B adaptor protein 2
Exons: 9
Coding region: 323-2230 (635 amino acids)
Biological process (GO): antigen receptor-mediated signaling pathway; intracellular signal transduction
Cellular component (GO): plasma membrane
Molecular function (GO): transmembrane receptor protein tyrosine kinase adaptor activity
Source: RefSeq, a predicted model, not a curated record
GGGGGCGCAAGGGGGAGCGGGCGGGGCGCGCGCGGCGCGGGGCUGGGCUCGGAGCGCGCGGGGCUCGGCCGCUGGGAGAGUCGAGCCGGGGCCGCGCCGGGCCCACGAGGAGCGCACGAGCCUUCGAGGUUGUGGACCAGGGAGGGAGGAGCCGCCGCCGCCGCCGGCUCCCGCCCGGAGGGAGCCCGAACCCGCCCUGGGCUAUGAGCCGCCGGACCCGGGAAGCCCGGCCGCGGUCCGGGCAGCGCUCCGCCGGCGCCCCGGCCAGCCCGGCCGCAGCUGCGCGCCUGUAGCCGCAGGGGGCUGCGAUGGGACGGGAGCCAUGAAUGGUGCCGCCCCCGGCCCCGCCGCCGCCGCCGCCCCGGUCCCGGUCCCGGUCCCGGUCCCGGUCCCGGACUGGCGGCAGUUCUGCGAGCUGCACGCGCAGGCGGCCGCCGUGGAUUUUGCGCACAAGUUCUGCCGCUUCCUGCGCGACAACCCGGCCUACGACACGCCCGACGCUGGAGCCUCCUUCUCCCGCCACUUUGCCGCCAACUUCCUGGACGUCUUCGGCGAGGAGGUGCGCCGCGUGCUGGUGGCCGCGCCGGCGUCCCCCGGGGCCAUGGAGCCCGAGGCGGCGGGGCCCCCGGCGCUCAAGGCGGCGGCGUACGGCCACUCGCGGAGCUCGGAGGACGUGUCGGCGCACGCGGCGGCCAAGGCCCGCGUCCGCAAGGGCUUCUCGCUGCGCAACAUGAGCCUGUGCGUGAUGGACGGCGUGCGCGACAUGUGGCACCGGCGCGCCUCGCCCGAGCCCGACGUGGGGGCUGCCCCGCGGGCCGCCGAGCCCCCGGCCGAGCCGCGUGACAAGUGGACGCGGCGCCUGCGGCUGUCGCGGACGCUGGCGGCCAAGGUGGAGCUGGUGGACAUCCAGCGCGAGGGCGCGCUGCGCUUCAUGGUGGCCGACGACGCGGCCGCGGGCCCCGGGGGCGCCGCCCAGUGGCAGAAGUGCCGCCUGCUGCUGCGCAGAGCCGUGGCCGGCGAGCGCUUCCGCCUGGAGUUCUUCGUGCCACCCAAGGCCUCCAAGCCCAAGGUCAGCAUCCCUCUCUCGGCCAUCAUCGAGGUCCGCACCACGAUGCCCCUGGAGAUGCCGGAGAAGGACAACACGUUCGUGCUCAAGGUGGAGAACGGAGCAGAGUACAUCCUGGAGACCAUCGACUCCCUGCAGAAGCACUCAUGGGUGGCUGACAUCCAGGGCUGCGUGGAUCCCGGGGACAGCGAGGAAGACACCGAGCCCUCCUGUGCCCGGGGAGGCUGUCUGGCCAGCCGCAUGGCCUCCUGCAGCUGUGAGCUCCUGACGGACGCAGUGGACCCGGCCCGGCCCCCAGAGACAACGGCAGCUGUGGUGACAGCCCCGCAUAGCCGAGCUCGAGAUGCAGUCAGCGAGUCCCUGGUCCAUGUCCCACUGGAGACCUUCCUAGAGACCCUGGAAUCCCCAGGCGGCAGUGGUGGCGACAGCAAUAACACAGGGGAGGAGGGAGCAGAGCCGGAGCCGGAGGCCGAGCCCGCGCUGGAGCUGUCCGACUACCCCUGGUUCCACGGCACGCUGUCACGGGUCAGGGCGGCUCAGCUGGUGCUGGCGGGGGGGCCCCGGAGCCACGGCCUCUUCGUGAUCCGCCAGAGUGAGACUCGGCCGGGGGAGUACGUGCUGACCUUCAACUUCCAGGGCAAGGCCAAGCACCUGCGCCUGUCCUUGAACGGCCACGGGCAGUGCCACGUACAGCACCUGUGGUUCCAGUCUGUGCUUGACAUGCUCCGCCACUUCCACACCCACCCCAUCCCGCUGGAGUCAGGUGGCUCAGCAGACAUCACCCUGCGCAGCUAUGUGCGGGCCCAGGGCCCCCCACCUGACCCGAGGCCCGCGCCCCCCGCCACGCCCGCGCCCCCCGCCUGCUGGAGCGAGCCGCCCGGCCAGCACUACUUCUCCAGCCUCGCUGCCACCGCCUGCCCGCCCGCCUCGCCCUCGGAGCCGGGCGGCGCCUCGUCCUCGUCCGCCUCGUCGUCCUCGGCCGCGUCUGGGCCCGGCGGCGCGCGCGCCCCCACCGAGGGUCCGCUCAGCGCGCGCAGCCGCAGCAACAGCGCCGAGCGCCUUCUGGAGGCGGCGGGGGGCGCCGAGGAGCCCCCAGAGGCCGGGCCGGGCGAGGGAUCGCGGGGCCGCACGCGCGCCGUGGAGAACCAGUACUCCUUCUACUAGCCCGCCGCGGUGGCGCCAAGGCCCUGGGGCCACCCGGGCCGCCGUGCGCCCGCCCUCGUGGCCGUCCAUCCGUCCGUCCAGCGGACACUGCCGGCCCCAGCCCGCUGCUGGGUGGGAAAAGCGAAGC